This is a messenger RNA of Daphnia carinata, 2524 nucleotides long. RefSeq lists its product as uncharacterized. NCBI's taxonomy places the organism in Eukaryota, Metazoa, Arthropoda, Branchiopoda, Diplostraca, Daphniidae. Gene Ontology annotation, cellular component: perinuclear region of cytoplasm. The transcript is spliced from 6 exons. Bases 1 to 2208 code for a protein of 735 amino acids. Gene Ontology annotation, molecular function: Hsp70 protein binding; zinc ion binding; transmembrane transporter binding. The record is from RefSeq and is a predicted model, not a curated record.
AUGGCGGAGUCGUCAGAAAAGUACCUGCAACAACAAGAUACAAUGGUUAGUCCGAUUAGUGGAGAGGAUUGCCUCAUCAAUCCAUCAAACCAGCAAGUAAGUGAGGCGGAGGACAAGCAGUUGAAAACAAUCAUAUCUUCAUCGAGUGGUACGUCAGAAGAUCCUAUGCUAGGCUUCCUCACGCUCUUGGCAAAGGUUGAGAGACCUGCUUGUGCCAACUGCGAAUCAAAGGAUUUAUCACCCAUGUUCUUCUGUAACACAUGCAGCCAGGCCAUAUGUGCGGUGUGUAAACAAAACACGCAUAGUGCUAAAAUGUUUUCCCGGCAUGACGUCACUAGUAUUUCACCCUACACGAAAGAGCCUCAACGAAAAUGUCCAGUUCAUCAUGAAAUGUGUAUCAUGUUCUCACCGGCCAACGAGUCGUUGCUAUGUAUCAAUUGCUUUCGUGAUUUACCCCCCGAUAUUCGGGCGCAAUGUCUCGAUCUUGAUACGGCGUAUCAACACAAAUGUGAGCGUCUUCAGCGAGGACUCAAAGCUGUCGGCGAACUUGAAGUAAUCAUCAAGGACGAGGUGUCGGCCUAUCGCGCCCUUCUCAAGGAAUUGCACAUCAAUGCCAUGAGAGAAGAGAGCACCAUUCAUGUUUUUAGCAAGAUAUUGCAAGGAGUUGUAUCUCAAACUGAAGAGAGGCUGAUUGAAUCUGUCAAAAGCGAACUGCAAACCAAGGAAAUGAUUUUUGAAGAGAAGCUGAAGACUUUAGAAUCACUGCAAAGCAACGUACAAGCCUACCUGACUUUGAGUACGGCAUUUAUCAGCUCGGCGUCGAAAUUUGAGCUGUUGAAACUCGCCAAUGGAUUGGUCGAGCGGCUUUCUGAUAUCGGGAACGUCGUUCAGCCAGCAAAAAUUUCACCGGAAAACAGUGUAAUUUCAUCCAACUUCAAAGCUGAAUUCAGUCAAAGCCUGAAAGAAUUAUUACACCAAGACCUUUGGAUGCACAAUCACUUAGCCAGCCUCAAUGAUUUCUCAUCGGUGCCUAAGAAUACAGGAGAGGAAAUGAUUAAACCUCAACAAAAUUGUUGCAGCACCAAUUCAGGUCUUGUGACACACCAACCUGAAAACAAAGUUCCUCUGCCAUUUCUAGGACGAAGUCAAUCAUUGCUUAAUAUUCCAUUAGAUCUUAAUAAACAGUUAAUAACUGCUAUAGAGCCAAAAGCAGUGGCAGUUCAGCAGCAAGCAGUUCUCUCUGUCCAGCCACCAACCUCGGUAGUCCCACAACCUGCUCGAAGAACGAUUGGUAGCCAUGUUCCUACCAAACGAAGUGGAGGUAAACCGGAAGGAAGCAAACCGGACACCAAGUAUCAAUCUUUGCCUCACAGCUCGAAAGAAGAAAUCAAGCCUCAACAUCGCAGGGAAACAUCUUCUACUAUGCCACACCCUGUGCGAUCGAAAAGUGUUGAAAGCAAAUCGGUAAUGGCCCAGCAGCAACCGCAGUACGAUGUCAGUCAACUGGAAUUGUUUGCUGCCAUACAUCAAUCACGUCAAGCCGUCAGCAGCCGGAGCAACAGCAAGAAUCUUACAGUUACAUCAGCACUUGUUGGAGUACGUCAGUCAGACAGGAAUGGCUCAUCCCGGGCAGAACAAAAGAAUGCAAAAGUCGGUUCAACUGUUGCAGAUCCAUUAGAUAAAGUCAUCCCAACAAAUGCCAAAAACCCCUCCGGUCAUGUAUGCGUCGUCCAAGCAUUGGUUCAUCAGGAUGGCGAUGCUGUAAGGAGCUCAACUGCCAACCAGGCUGAAACCAACACAAGAGUACAACAACGCCAAAGAGCCUGGGAACCAAUUUACGAACCUUUGGACGGCCAUACAGGGCGGCCAAUGAAAAAUGAUGCUGACGCUUUAGCUGCAUCUGAAACAAGUAUUGAACUGACAGCUGAUCAAGUGCGACAACUUAUCCGUGCCAUUUCAGCCGCUCAAUCGAAUACAGCUGGAUCGCUGGGGGGUUGUUGGUCAAGUGAAAUUAGCCGGCCAUCAGCUAGCAGCAGUCGGGUUCCAGAACGAGACAACGUGGUAGCCAAGCAACCUUCUACACAUCAACACCGCAAUAUUCAUCGCAACGACAGCUUCGAAGGGCAUGAAGAGGCUGUGAGAAUGCUUGUAGGUGCCAUACAAGAAAUACAGCAACUCUGCACUGACAAGAAACACGACUCAACUUAGUGGAUCUUUUUUUAGAAUACCAGCAUCAAGCGUCUGUUUCCCCGGUUCCAGUUUUAAUCUGAAAUUCAAACAGCGAAAGUUGUAAUGUUAUUACUUGGUUGUUAUGUAUAUCUCUCAUUCCUAUCCUGUGUACUUGCUUGUAAGAGGCUGAAUUGAGCACAGACGCAAAAAGGUAUAAAUAUCACUUUCACAGGGCCUCUUCGACAACAGCCAGAAGUUUGAAUUUCCCGGUUUCUGCUGCGCCAUCUAUUAACAGUUUUGUGCAAAAUAACUUAAGGAUCUCGUUCACUUGAAAAUCUCGUUCAAAAACUCUGAA